Messenger RNA from Danio aesculapii, 2192 nucleotides. It is a transcript of the gene cep44, whose product is annotated as centrosomal protein 44. Bases 103 to 1197 code for a protein of 364 amino acids. The record is from RefSeq and is a predicted model, not a curated record. Gene Ontology annotation, cellular component: spindle pole; centrosome. The transcript is spliced from 11 exons. NCBI's taxonomy places the organism in Eukaryota, Metazoa, Chordata, Actinopteri, Cypriniformes, Danionidae.
UCCACUGCAUAGAAACCAAUAACAACAAACCUGAAUGUUUUAGCGGCAAAAACAAAAGGAAGGCAUUAGCAAUAACUCCGUUCAUAACAUUCAGCCUUCGAGAUGGCCACUGGUGACCUGAAGGGAUGUCUCAGAAAACUGGAAGCGUCUCUUCGGUCUCUGAAGUAUCCCAGAGAUGUGGACUAUCAAAGAUUAGCUGUUGGAGAUCCUUCAGCAUGUCUUCCUAUUGUAAGCUUUGCCUUCACAUCCUUUUCCCCCUCACUCGCAGAGCACCUGGUCGAUUUUGGCGUGGAACUAACCGGAAUGAAUGAUUUGCGAUUUAUUGAGAAUGUGUACAAGGUUUUACGGGAUGUUUUCAGCUAUAAACCACUGUUGACCAAACAGCAGUUCCUUCAGUUUGGGUUUGCGGAGAGGAAAGUGAGCAUUCUCUGUGAUGUCAUUGGCCUUGCUCUCAGCAAACACAAAGAACUCACUAAAGAUAGCAAGCAUCUUAGUAAGCCAAAGAGAAGGCCUGUGUUGAAGAGCUGUGUUAAAAAUGAAAUUCCCUCUGAUGAGAGUAACUCACUGGAAUUAACAGCUCUGAUGGUGCCUCAGAAGCAGCCACUGGUAGAAAGGCAUCUUGGCAGCAGCUCUGCAGCAGCUCAGAUCAGAUGCUUCUCAGAUGAACAUCCACUGCAGGAAGAGGAAUCAGACAAGGAGUUAGAGAGUGAACAUUUAGAGGACUUGUCACAACCUGCUGAAUCCACUGAGUGUGUGUUGGAAAGCCGACUGAGAGUUCUGGAGGAAGGUCUUCUCGAGACCGUUGGCAGACUUGAGCAGCGAUUGGCCCUGAUGGAGCAUAGGAUACAUGCUCUGGAAAAAAGCUUGGCUGGCAAGAUCAUCAUCGAGAGCAACCAGUGGGAGAACUUGGAAAGUCGCGUGCUGCUGCUGGAAACCAGGCUGGCACUGACCUCAGCACAGGGUCUAACAUCAGGAAAUGGAGUCUUCAACACAGAAAACGGUGAAUUCAAAGAGGACACAAUAUCUGCAAAUGGCUCUUCUGCUGGGAUUGAAACACCAGUUGACAAUGACAAUGGAAACAUUAUUACCAGUCCUUCGCCAACAGCUUCACAGAAUUUUAAAGAAAGGCUGGACAGAAUAGUUUACAUGAUGAAGGAUACAUCUGACAUUCUGAAAAAUAUAGAGCCAACAAUGUGAAUCUGAUCAGAGUUUUAAAUCAAUGGAUAUUGUGUCAAUAUGUACUCACAUUCACUUUAUUCCAGACCUGUGUGCUGUUAGUUCUUUAGUGAAACGAGAAAAUAAAAUAAAAUAAAAUAAAAGUUUGUUCAGCUCUAUACAAAACCAUGUAGUCACUAUAUGUAUAAUAUGCUGCAUAUAUUACAGGUUUACUCCCGUAUUUCUCACAAAAAAAAUGUGGUAAAGCACUACACAAAAUUGUAACUCGCUAAAGAUCAAAUUUGCCAAUUUUUGCCAAUUUAGUCAAUUAUUUUUGACAAUUUUAUCAAAUAUGGCAAAUUUGAUAUCACUUUUUCGUCGGACGUCAGUGACAUCAGUCAUUACUGUUCCUCCUAUGUCACAUGACGAAAUGUAAUUAGUUGCACGUGUGGUAGUUUGUUUGCAAAGUGGGAGAUUUUCGCUGAAAAAAAAGAGCUACAUUUCCGUUUGUUUGGCAAAUGUAUGUAUUCUUUUUAAAAACUGUUUAUAUAAAAGUAUCAUGUUUGCCCGUUUUGGAGCUUGACGCGGUCAUUAUUAACAAAGGAAAAGGCCUGAAUGAAGUGUUUCACUGAAAGAUACAACAACAUACAUUACUGGAAUGUCACUGGGGUAAGUAAAUGUGUGGUGAACUGUAUUUUGCUUUAAAAUACCUUUAAACCGAUCCUAGCUUUGCAUUGACCAAGUAUAUCGUGUAUUGACAUUCAGAAAUGAAUUGACAUGCAUGCAUUCUAGUCACCUAGUUGACCUCUAGAUGUCACUGCUUCCCAAGUAAAACUCUAAAACCUGAUGUUAAAUUAGUUUACGGCGCCCUCUGAGGUCAGCUUUCUGUAUUACGUCCUGUCCUUAAAUCAGAGUCAGCCUAUUGUCAUGCAACAGUUGUGCAUUUAUCAUUUAUUUGGAUAUGAAGUAGUAGUAGAUGACGAUGUGCUUUAAUUUUGUGACUUUUUUUAACAUGCUGUGAAAAAGAGGAAUAAAGU